CUUUGGGAGAAGCUCUUUUCUGGUCUCACAACCCUCUUCAGUGGCUUCUGGGCAUUGUCCCGAAAGGCCACUUCUUUUUCCCCUCCCUGGGGCGGCUGCCMGAGUUCAGAAACACUGUUCGGGCUGCGAAGAGGAGGAGCAUAAAGCUACAGUGUGCUUCCAAGGUACGAAUUUAUUUAUAUAACAACUGAAAGUAAAACAGAAUGGAGGAGGGGGUGGAGCAAUUGCUGCUGUCACUUGUGCAARCCUUAUCCUAACUUCUGUGUCAACUUGCUGCUCAACGUUCCGAGACUUGUCCCAAAAUGUAGUCUCCUGAUGCAGAUGCUGUGCUUCUCUUCUGAGUAAUGGUCCAGCAGGCAGGAUGCUGGGGAUGGCACGGCCAACACAAAAUUCUGCUGGAGCACUGAGCAUGCUGCAGAGUCAGAAAACACACCUGAAAAGUAUUUGUCUGCAGUACCCGCUGUAUCGGCUUCUGAACAGCCAUGGCUUUUGCCCUUUAAAGAAUGGGAUGGGACUAAUCAUCUUCUUCCUAUGUGCUUAUGUACCAAAGACAGAAGCAGGUCAUUGCAAGUGGGCAGAAGUUCUGAAAGAUUUGGAGAGGAUCAAGACAUCCAAAGAUAUUGAUGUCAGUUUAUACACUGCAAAUGCAGAUGAGGAUGAGGAAUGCCAAGAACUUGUAAUGAGGUGCUUUUUCUUAGAGACAGAAGUGAUUAUUCAAGAAUGCCGUAUCAAAAAUUGUAGUAAAACACAGGAUGUAUGGAACAUAUGGAAAAAUGGAAAUGCAACCUUUGACAAAAAUAAGUUGACUUCCACAAAAUCAGCAAAAUGCAAAGAAUGUGAAGAAUAUGAAGAAAAAAGUUUUACAGAAUUUGUACAGAACUUUGUAAAGGUUAUACAGAGGGAUUGCAAACACUGAGCAAAUGACACAAGCUGGGAAACAAGACUCUUCCAUGAACAUCCUCAGAGAAACGUGAUUAUCGCCAAAAAAUAAACUGGAAAAAGAACAUAAUUUACAAUCCUCUUGGCUAUCUCAUAAUAUAUCUACUUCUGUUGUGGUUUUCAGGAAUACUCAAUUACUUGUUUGAACAAAGAACUCGAAGUCAAAAAUUAGAAUAUUUAUAAAGUCAAAAAUUAGAAUAUUUAUUUAAAGACUCUUCCUUGCCUUUCCACCCUUUUGUACAAUGCUAUCAUAAGGGCAUUAAAAAUUAUCUCCAGUCUUCUCACAGAAGGUAAAGCUUGUGCUUGGUUCUACUGUCCGAUGACAACAUGUUUUGUUCCUUCGUUUGUUACCUCUAACAUGACUUUACUCAUUAAUGUGAUGACUACAACUCCUUUAGCAGUUAUCAAAGAUUUCAGUUGAAAUUUCUACCAAAGCAGUAUUAAUUUCUUUCUUUGAAUAAAGGARGUGACUGAGUCUCUUACACAAAAAYACCCCAAACCAAAACAAAAAAUCUUUCCUGUGUAGUAAAGUUUGUAACUUUAGUCUCUUUUGGCAAAGGAACUUUGAAGACAGGAAUCACUUUUGACCAAUUAUUGGGAAUCAUAAUAACUAUAUUUCUAAGUCUCAUUGCAGUCACCUGUCCUCUGGWAUUUCUGGAAUGCUGCCCAGUCUUCUUCAAAACUAACUGCUUUCCUCAUGAUUCAUAUCCAUGUCAUACCAGCCGCUAUCCAUAAUAAGUAAUUCUUUCCUCCAGGCACCUCCAUUUCUCUAUCUUCACUUGAUAAAUGGCUGAGUCAUKCAGCUGUCCACUUACCAAGAAAGAAGUCUCAAUCUCAUUAUGGCAACAAACACACUGCCUGCUUCUCUCUUAUUGUUGGGAUGCUCCCAGCAGUCAAUCUUUAACACUCUGAAGAGAUAAAUCUCCAGUAAACUACAAGAGGAAGAACAUAAAUGUGAGCACGUGGGAUGUUAUCUUUCAGGGGACUUGUAGACAAACAAGUUGGUAAAUKCAUAAGCACAUGGGUAUCAGCAUUAAUCACUGGUAGACAUAUCGUAGAUGAAAAUAUUUUUUGCCACCACAAAACAUCCACAAAAGAAGUGUUUAUUACAUAAUUUGGAUUAAAUAAAUUCAUCCUACAUUUUAAAUUUUUCCAUAAAUCAGUGGUAUUCACUGAAUAUGAUUUUCCCUUACCAGAUGUCAUAUGCAUCGGUAAUGUAAUAUCAAGUUUCAACUUUGAUCUUUAGUCCAAGAGAUAAAGGGAUUUCUCUUAUUUUUAGUUUUUAGAGAGCAGCAGUAGACUCAUGGAGAGCCAAAGAGCUGCUUUGCUCAGAGUUCUCUUUAUCUUGACUCUUUUGAARAUAAAUUUCCUAAUUAAUUUUGUUUUUCAUUAAAUCCUUCACCAGUGGCAACUGUGUUAAAUACUGUGAAUUUUUCUUUCCAAAGAAAAUUGCUAAGUCUGUGGCUCAACUUGUCACCCUGUUAGCCACUUUCUGUAGGACACUGGCCAUAUCCCUUUUAUUUCAUUAUACCUCCACCUGGUCCAGGUGCAUAUUCUGGGAUGAAAAGAGGCCAUUUGCUAAUCUAGSUCUCCAGCAUUUCUCCCAGGGUUUAGGGUUUUGKUUUUUUUUUGAGAGCUAAGCAGCCAGGUGAAAGCUUUACUAUAUCCCAGAUCAAAUGGUGAUAAUAAAUUAUCUGAUUGAUAUAAAGGAUGGACCAAAUUAAGGACAGCUUGAUAUUUGUUUGGGUUUUGGUUGGUUUGUUGGUUUUUUUUAGUUAGGAAACUCAUAUAUAUUCCAGAACAAAAGUUUCAAUAUGACUAAAACAUGGACRCAGCUGAUUUGACUUGUUAGUUCUGCAGGCAGAACAGUAUAAACUGAUUCAGAGUGGCUAUUUUUGAAGUAAACAUCCCCAGGUUGAAGAAGGCAUUUCUUCUACAMAAGGUUGAGUUAUUUGUGUGGCAUUUACCAACUGCUGUGGACAAAUAUUAAGGAAAAGAUUAAUACUCUAUUUUCUCCAAUUAAUCCUAUUCAGUUUGGGGACUAAGGUGACUCAUAGCAGAGUGUUCCUACAUACAAAAAGAAAAAUAAUUCUACCUUUUGACAAGAAAAGAGAAGAAUAAUGCUCUUCCCCAGAAGUUUUGGACUAUGUAGUUCUGUGCUCCUGAGUGUGCUAAUUUAAAAUAUGCUUUUCCUUUCCAUUCCUAUUACUCAGUAUCCCUGUUUCUUGUCUGUAUCCUAACAGGAUAAUGCAAGUAGUCCUAGUGCAGGUGAUGUCUGACAUACUCUGCCUUCUUGAUGUUAUAUUGGACUCUGAAGAGAUAUAUAUAAGUUGUUCAUCCAUAGAAYGUUGCCUCUAGUGGCUCUCAAAUAUUUGAGCUUCUGUUGAUCAGGUACUGUUGAGAUGAUUUCACAGACAUUUUAAAUUCUGAAUGGCAGGUACCUUUCUUGUUGGGAUGUUCACUGUUUUGAGGAAAACAUAAAAGAGGAAAUUCUUUGACUGCAGUGAAGUAGCUGGGGAAUCAAYAGCAACUUCAGAUUAUCCAUCUUGUUCAUAUGGCUAUGUGAGAAAAACCAUAGUAAAGAAAUGUACUUUAAAAUCCAUUCUAGCUCCAUGUGGCAAAAGCUCAGAGAGACAAUGAAUAUUUGAGUCAGUGAGCCCAGUGCGGGCUAUUGUACAAUGGUAGCAUGUACAAAGGAAAGCAAAGAGUGUAUU
Molecule: messenger RNA, 3653 nt
Organism: Malurus melanocephalus (red-backed fairy wren)
Lineage: Eukaryota; Metazoa; Chordata; Aves; Passeriformes; Maluridae
Gene: IL15
Product: interleukin 15
Exons: 8
Coding region: 362-916 (184 amino acids)
Biological process (GO): positive regulation of T cell proliferation; positive regulation of tyrosine phosphorylation of STAT protein; immune response
Cellular component (GO): extracellular region
Molecular function (GO): cytokine activity; cytokine receptor binding
Source: RefSeq, a predicted model, not a curated record